Messenger RNA from Saccharomyces cerevisiae S288C, 837 nucleotides. It is a transcript of the gene OAR1, whose product is annotated as 3-oxoacyl-[acyl-carrier-protein] reductase (NADPH). Gene Ontology annotation, molecular function: 3-oxoacyl-[acyl-carrier-protein] reductase (NADPH) activity. Gene Ontology annotation, biological process: fatty acid biosynthetic process. The transcript has a single exon. Gene Ontology annotation, cellular component: mitochondrion. The record is from RefSeq and is marked reviewed. Lineage: Eukaryota; Fungi; Ascomycota; Saccharomycetes; Saccharomycetales; Saccharomycetaceae. The coding region runs from base 1 to 837 and encodes 278 amino acids.
AUGCAUUAUUUGCCUGUUGCGAUAGUAACAGGUGCCACUAGGGGUAUAGGCAAGGCAAUAUGUCAAAAGUUAUUUCAAAAGGGUUUAAGUUGCAUUAUACUUGGGUCUACUAAAGAAAGUAUAGAGCGCACCGCGAUAGAUAGAGGCCAAUUACAAUCGGGAUUAUCAUAUCAGCGGCAAUGUGCUAUAGCAAUUGAUUUUAAGAAAUGGCCUCACUGGCUUGACUAUGAGUCAUAUGACGGUAUCGAAUAUUUCAAAGAUAGACCGCCCUUGAAACAGAAAUAUUCCACAUUGUUCGACCCAUGUAACAAAUGGUCAAAUAAUGAACGCCGCUACUACGUAAACUUAUUGAUUAACUGCGCAGGCUUGACUCAAGAAUCAUUAAGUGUAAGAACCACUGCAUCUCAAAUUCAGGACAUAAUGAAUGUUAACUUUAUGAGCCCUGUGACGAUGACAAACAUCUGUAUUAAGUAUAUGAUGAAGUCGCAAAGGAGAUGGCCGGAACUCAGUGGUCAAUCUGCUCGACCCACCAUCGUAAAUAUUUCCUCCAUUCUACACUCCGGAAAAAUGAAGGUUCCAGGUACAUCUGUUUACUCCGCCUCUAAAGCCGCACUGUCCAGAUUUACAGAAGUUUUAGCUGCAGAAAUGGAACCAAGAAACAUUAGGUGUUUUACGAUAUCUCCAGGUUUAGUCAAAGGGACCGAUAUGAUCCAAAAUUUGCCAGUGGAGGCUAAAGAAAUGCUGGAGAGAACCAUUGGGGCAAGCGGUACAAGCGCACCCGCUGAAAUAGCGGAAGAAGUCUGGUCUCUAUACAGUAGAACUGCUUUGGAGACGUAA